CGGGCAUAGAGGGCCGGAACCCGGAAGCGUGGCCGCGCGGCUCUGGCCCUGAAGCGGCAGGCGCGGGGGUGAAACUGGGGUCCCGGGAUCGCCAUGGCCACGCCGCGGCAGCACGUGUUUGUGGGAAAAGUGCUGAAGAGGCUUUUCCCUCGUGUUCCCUGCAGCCAAGAAAAGAGCGCACCUGUGACUCCAGCGUCUGACAAACCAGCCAGGAGAGUGGCCGCUGAAGAGGUCCCCAGGUUGACAGAUGAGGACACCAAGGUCCCACCUCAAAGGCGACUCUACACGGCAAGUUUACCUCCUGAGGGGUAUGUCCCUGCUCCGCCAGAGCCACGGGGCAGCCCAGCCUCCGAGGACACGUCUGGCAGCGAUGACACGGGAGGAGGGUGCCAGCUCCCAGAGGAGGAGCUUCCCGAUCCACCGAAGAGAAGAAGGGCGAGAAAACAUAAAUCCAGGAAGAGUUUUAAAAAUCCCAAUAAUGAUCACACGGAACCAGCAGAAUUAGAGAAACAGCAGAGUCUUUUACAAGAAAAGUCGCAGCCACAGCCCACAGAUGGCCCCACGAUCAGUAGAAAUAAGAAGAGGAAACUGAAGAAAAAGCAGCAGAUGAAGAGGAAGAAAGCUGUGGGUUUACUCACAGCAGCCUCUGGCCGCAACUUCAUGUACCAGCCCGAGGAGGGCGACAGCGAGCAAGGAGCGGCAGACAGCGGCGGGGACGACGAGGGGGACGAUGAGGAGGACUGGGCAGACGCCUGCGGGGAGCACCAGGACAGGACAGAUGCCAACGAGGAAGACGUUAAAAGUACCGAUGAGAAGGCAGAUGGGAUCCUAAACUUUCUGAAGUCGACACAAGAAAUUUAUUUUUAUGAUGGUGCCUGCACGGAUGGGGACUCAGCCGUGUCCUUGGAGGCUUGUCAGGAGCUGCUCCAGCGUCUCGAGGACCACAGCGUGUCCCCCUCCGACGUGCUUCUGGUGGAUCACAUGAAAACACUGUUGCUCUUGCGAGACACCGCGAGCCUGCAGCGCGCCCUGGAGAGGUUCCCGGCGUGCUGCACCAUGCCGCCCGGCAUGUGGCUGAGUGAAUGGAGCUGUUCUGCCGACUUCUCCAAGAAUGUCAGAACGGCCAUGCUAACCAUUUCUACUCAGAAACCUCAUGGUGCAGCUGGAAGGUCAAGAUUAACGUAGUAUCAGAUCAGGUGAGAGGAUGGUAAGGCCAUCCCAGUGUGGCGCAGGGAUGACAAGCAGGGGAGUGACAGGGACUAUCAACAUUUCAUUCUCUAGCUGGGGUUGCCGCUCACCGAGCAGGGGUCCUGGAGAAGCUGCCCCCCAAUGUCCUGAAUUAGCGUGUUUGUUGAACUUCAUCAACGUCUUCCUGUUCCGUGUUCUGUUCUCAGCUGCUGGAUUCUUGGAGAACGGGGCAAACAAAGCCCUGCCCUUGGGUGCUUGUGUCCUGGCGGGGAGACGGGAGACAAGGUCGGGAGCAGACGCCAGUUGUAUGCGCGCUAGACAGGAGGCUCAUGUCCCGGUGGGGAGACGGGAGAUGGGAGACAAAAUCGGGAGCUAGCACCAGCCUUGUGCGCACUAGACAGGAGGCUCGUGUCCCGGUGGGGAGACGGGAGACAAGAUCGGGAGCAGACACUGGCUGUGUGCAUGCUAGAUGGGAUGCUUGUGUCCUGGUGAGGAGACAGGAGACGAGGUUGGGUGGAGACGCCGGCCGUGUGUGCGCUAGAUAGGAGGCUCGUGUCCCGGGGGGGAGACGGGAGACGAGGUUGGGAGCAGACGCCGGCCGUGUGUGCGCUAGACAGGAGGCUCGUGUCCCGGGGGGGAGACGGGAGACGAGGUUGGGAGCAGACGCCGGCCGUGUGUGCGCUAGACAGGAGGCUCGUGUCCCGGGGGGGAGACGGGAGACGAGGUCGGGAGCAGACGCCGGCCGUGUGGAUGUGAGAUGAGCCCGCAGAGAAGGAGGCCCCGCAGGAGGAGAUAUUCUGGCAGCCGGGGACAAACGCACUGGACUGGAGUGUGCUGGAGGUCACGUGGGAGCGGGUGGUGGGCAGGACAGACGGGAUAGAGGGUAACGUGGUGCUGGUGUCGGCCCGAGUGCAACAUGGCCCGUGCCAUGGCUACGGGCUUCUGCUCCCAGAUACAAGCAAGACUCCCGGCUCUCGAAUUCGACCAGAGUGAAGGGUCAGGAGCAGGAGGCUGGGGGCCUAGCUCACAGUGAGAGAAGCCAUCUGGAGGUGUGGAGGUUCAGGGAGGCUGUGCAGGUAAGAGCUGCAUCGGGCAGUACCAGGAGAGGGAUCCUCGGGAGCCAGGGUCACAUGGGGCCAGGUGGGAUGCUGGCUGGACACCCGGUGUGGGACUGAUAAUGGGGAAGGUUGCCAGGGGCCACCUUCACAGAGCAGAGAACGUGGAGGAGAGCACAGAGCUGUCUGGGGACCCCUGCAGGAGGAGGCGUGGGGAGCCUGGAAGGGAGUGUGCGGUGAGCACCGCGGAGGGGAGGCUGAUGCUCCUGGAGCCCUUCUAUUGAGGGGCCACAGCCCGGCGCAGUUGGGCGGCCGGAGCUUCCUGAGAGGCUUAGCUGGUGUCCGCACUCAGUGCUGGUUCUCCUGCGUGGAGCAGACUUGAGUUUCCAUCAGGUUUCAGCUCAAAUUGCAGAAAGCUAGUUUUAUUAAGUUAAACAAAUAUAAAGUAUUUAUGAGAUAAAAAUAAAUGAUUUUAAAUUCUCAGAAUUUGUGCUGUGUUCCUCCCAUGGAGGCCUUUCUUCUGCCUUUCUCUGUCGUGUGCUGGCAGUUUUCGGCCACACGUGGGGAUUUAGCAGGGAUGUUUCUCUCAUCUUCUUACAUCCACGUCACGGGACAAGUUUCAUCACCAACACGCUCCCUUUCCCCACUCAGUGGAACUUAACUGACAAGCAGUUGAAGCAUUUUUCUUAGAAACAGAGUCCCCGUUAGUGUGCGUAGGAGAUGCGUUCUGAGCUUUUCUGCCCAAAGCUACUUUGUAGAUGGAGUGUGUUACGAGCGGUGAGGCCCGUCUUGGGAGGCCGGCAUGUCUGAUGUGGGCAUGUCGUGGCCUGCGUGGGCAGCAGGCGGUCUGGGAACAGCAGCAUUUGGGGGCGGCACAGGUGCCUCCCCACCGCUCAGCCGUUACCCUUCCUGACUCUGGGGGGUUCCUGGCUGCACCCCAGUCAGUCUCCUCACACGGUCCUGCCUGUGUUUGCCAGCUGAGGCAAAGCUGGUGCACAGGAAAGCGGGCUGCCUCCUUGACCCCUUAUGGUUCCAGCAUACAGGUGCCACGGGGCCGCCAGGAACCUGGGCCUCUACUGCAUGUUGUCCUGUGACCCUCCUCAGCGCCUGGUGAGGGAGCGAGAGGUCAGGGGCCAGGCUGCUGGCAGGGGGCAGCAGGCACAUUUGGAAUGGCCUCUGCCCUGCGCCUCUGUUCCCAGCGGGUGGGGGCGGAGCUCCCUGCGCAGUUGCCUACAGCGGACCAGGCUGCAGGGGUGCUGGCCGCAGGUGGCUCCCGAGGGCAGUCCACGCUCGGUGGGGGCUGGGAGGCCGCUGUGCGUCGGUGGCAGCCUGUGAGGAGUGUCGAGUGGUUAGGACGCCUGGCACCUGAGCCAGAGAACCUGCACCCAAAGCUGGGCAGGCCCCUGAAGCGGGAGAGGGGCGGGUUGAGCCAGAGGCCGGCUGCAGGGAGCAACGGGGCGAUUGCGCUGGUCCUGCAUGGCCACGCCUCUAGGGGCUCUGUCUCCAACCCCUGAGGGCUCCCCUCCCCUGCGUGCACGCCACCGCCUCCACUGGGUCUCCGUGUGCCUGUGGCUUCCCCUGAGCGCCGGUGGCGACGCUAUUCUGUGGUGGGUUUCUGACACAGCCUGCAGACGGCUGGCUCUUACCCGACGGAAACACCGACCCCCAGGAUUUCUCCGUGUGCCGAGGGCUCACGUGCCGCGGCCGGUAUCACUUCGGCGCCAGAGCCGAGCUUUAUUGGGGUUUCUGCAGGCUCUGCUCGGAGCCAACAGCUAGUUUCUGUAAGACCGACACGGGCCGUCUUUGUCUGGGGUUUUCCUGUGCUACUUUAUUUUCUGUUUUACGUUGUGUGCUUGCU
Molecule: messenger RNA, 4101 nt
Organism: Lutra lutra (Eurasian river otter)
Lineage: Eukaryota; Metazoa; Chordata; Mammalia; Carnivora; Mustelidae
Gene: ERICH1
Product: glutamate rich 1
Exons: 6
Coding region: 94-1185 (363 amino acids)
Source: RefSeq, a predicted model, not a curated record